GCCGAGUGGCUGGGGGCGCCGUCUGGGCGUGCGCCCCCAACCCAUGGCUGGCUGGUGGCGCCCGGCGCCCGGGAGCGACGCGCCCCUCGGCGUGGAGCGCUCCCAGGGGCUGCGCUGAGGCGGCGGCGGCGGCAACGGUGGCAAUGCAGCCAGCGCAGCGGCGGCCGGGACCGGGAACGGCCGCGCGGAUCUUGGAGGACGCGGGACGCGCCGCGCCCCGGCCACUGACCGAGAAGUGCCCCUGCCUGGAGUCAGCCUGGGGGCAGGCCAGGGUCCACCAGACCCCGGGAUGACCACAGCCAGCCGGGCCAACCCCUACAGCAUCGUCUCAUCAGAGGAGGACGGACUGCACCUGGUUACCAUGUCCGGCGCCAACGGUUUCGGCAACGGCAAGGUGCACACAAGGCGCCGGUGCCGCAACCGCUUUGUCAAGAAGAACGGCCAGUGCAACAUCGAAUUCGCCAACAUGGAUGAGAAGUCACAGCGCUACCUGGCUGACAUGUUUACCACGUGCGUGGAUAUCCGCUGGCGCUACAUGCUGCUCAUCUUCUCCCUGGCCUUCCUUGCCUCCUGGUUGCUGUUCGGCAUCAUCUUCUGGGUCAUUGCUGUCGCCCACGGAGACCUGGAGCCAGCCGAGGGCCGUGGCCGUACACCCUGUGUGCUGCAGGUCCACGGCUUCAUGGCGGCCUUUCUCUUCUCCAUCGAGACACAGACCACCAUUGGAUACGGGCUCCGCUGUGUGACUGAGGAGUGCCCGGUGGCUGUCUUCAUGGUGGUGGCACAGUCCAUUGUAGGCUGCAUCAUUGACUCCUUCAUGAUUGGUGCCAUCAUGGCCAAGAUGGCCCGGCCCAAGAAGCGGGCGCAGACUCUGCUUUUCAGCCACAAUGCUGUCGUGGCUCUGCGUGACGGCAAGCUCUGCCUGAUGUGGCGCGUGGGCAACCUUCGCAAGAGCCACAUCGUAGAGGCCCACGUGAGGGCUCAGCUCAUCAAGCCCAGGGUCACAGAGGAGGGUGAGUACAUCCCACUAGACCAGAUCGACAUUGACGUGGGCUUUGAUAAGGGCCUGGACCGUAUCUUCCUGGUAUCACCCAUCACUAUCUUGCAUGAGAUUGAUGAGGCCAGCCCUCUGUUCGGCAUUAGCCGUCAGGACCUUGAGACAGACGACUUUGAGAUUGUCGUCAUCCUAGAAGGCAUGGUAGAGGCUACGGCCAUGACCACGCAGGCUCGCAGUUCCUACCUGGCUAAUGAGAUCCUGUGGGGCCACCGCUUUGAGCCAGUGCUCUUCGAGGAGAAGAACCAGUACAAGAUUGACUACUCACACUUCCACAAGACCUAUGAGGUGCCCUCUACCCCCCGCUGCAGCGCCAAGGACCUGGUGGAGAACAAGUUCCUCUUGCCCAGUGCCAACUCUUUCUGCUAUGAGAACGAGCUGGCCUUCCUGAGCCGAGAUGAGGAGGAUGAGGUGGCGACAGACCGGGAUGGCCGCAGCCCUCAGCCGGAGCAUGACUUUGACCGACUGCAGGCCGGCAGUGGUGCCCUUGAGCAGCGGUCCUACAGACGGGAGUCAGAGAUUUGAGUGCCCUUGACUUGGGUACAGCACCGCCCUGACCACAAUAGGUCCCAGGUCCUUUGGGGACCUGGGUUUGAGCAGAGCAAGCCAAAUCCUCGGGCCACAAACUCUGUAGCAUCUUAGUCUUUCCAUGUUCUUUCUGCAAUAGCCUGGGGAAGUUGGUGAGAGAGCGGGUGACCAGAAUGAACGGCCCGUGGCCUCAGAUGUAUAUUUAUGGGCAAGGAGGUGGUGACCUCUUGGGGUGGUGACCUCUUGGGGUGGUGACCUCUUGGGGUGGUGACCUCUUGGGGUAAGGUGAACAGCAGGGGUAGAGGACUCUUCUGGAGGCCUCAGAAGCCGCUCAGGAGAGGUCCCAGCCCUGAUGGGAGAAAGUUGUGUGUGCACACCUCAUUGGUUUUUAACUUGGAUAAGACUGUUUACAAAAACAAAAAACAAAACAAAAAAAACCCCACAAAACACAAGAAAACACUAACAUGUGGUUGCAUUUUUUUAAAAUCUAUGGUGUGGGGACAGUUAGAAUUCUACUCCCAGCUGCCAGGCAAGCAGCUGGAUGGAGAGCCCGGAAGGUUCUCGGAGGUCUGGUGUCUCCCUUACGUGUCCUGCUCAAGGGUGAAUCAGGCUUGUGACCAUGUUAACGAUUCUAAUAAAGUGUCUGGAUGUCUCUGGGGGUGGGGGCCCACUAGGAUGAAUCUGGCUUGAUCAUUUGUGUUUGCCUUUGUACCUCAGCUGGAUCAGGGCUGGGUUUAGGACCCAGGGGAGGUCCCCUUCCGUGCCCCUGUUCCUCACUCCCUGUCUGCCCGAGGGUCUCCACCCCUUGCGGUGAGGGCCUGUAGGAAACACCAGAGUGGGUGCUUCUUAGGAAAGGACACUCAGGAAAUUAGCAUGGGGUCUGGUUCCCACGUUCCCAGGAAGUGGGUCAGCCCCACCCCCGUAGGACUCACAGUUUGAGUUGUGCCUUAGACACUCUGGUUGACUGGCUUCAGUCUUUUUGGUUUUAUCAGACUUGUCCAAUCCUUCCCUUCUGCCCCUAACUCCACUCCUGACACCCAGAAAGCCCCUCCC
Alexandromys fortis (reed vole) is the source of this 2632-nucleotide messenger RNA. It is a transcript of the gene Kcnj12, whose product is annotated as potassium inwardly rectifying channel subfamily J member 12. Gene Ontology annotation, molecular function: inward rectifier potassium channel activity. The record is from RefSeq and is a predicted model, not a curated record. Bases 290 to 1576 code for a protein of 428 amino acids. The transcript has 2 exons. Lineage: Eukaryota; Metazoa; Chordata; Mammalia; Rodentia; Cricetidae. Gene Ontology annotation, biological process: potassium ion import across plasma membrane; regulation of monoatomic ion transmembrane transport. Gene Ontology annotation, cellular component: plasma membrane.